CUGUGCUCCCUCUACAGAAUAAGCAUUGGUUCAGAGUGCUAGAACUUCGGGCUAAAACACACUGGACUAAACUGAAAACCAGAGGUUGAUCUACUACUGAGCUAAACUACUGUUGAGAGCUGAGCAUGCCAGAGGAGGGUAUGGAGGACAACAAGGGGAGAGAGGAGAGACCCAAGUGGAACAACAAGGCAGAGUACCUGCUGACCUGCAUUGGCUUCGCUGUUGGAGUGGGGAACGUGUGGCGCUUCCCCUACCUCUGCCAGAUUUACGGAGGGGGUGCGUUUCUGAUCCCCUACCUGAUAGCCCUGGUGUUUCAGGGUCUGCCUCUGCUCUACUUGGAGCUGGCUAUAGGACAGAGGCUCCGUAUGGGCAGCAUCGGAGUCUGGAACUCCAUAUCACCCUACCUGGGAGGAGUAGGUGUAGCCUCAAUGGUAGUGUCCUUCUGUGUGAGUCUGUUCUACAACACUAUCGUGGCCUGGGUCCUCUGGUACCUCUUCAACUCCUUCCAGGACCCCCUGCCCUGGAGCCAAUGUCCCCUCAACCACAACAACACAGGGUACGUGAAGGAGUGUGUAGAAAGCACGCCGGUCAACUACUUCUGGUACCGUCAGACCCUGAACAUCACUCCUAACAUGGAGACCAGUGGCUCUCUACAAUGGUGGCUGGUAGUCAGCUUAGCUACCGCCUGGUCUAUCAUUUACAUCUGUUUCAUCAGGGGGAUCGAGACCAUCGGCAAGGCUGUGUACGUCACAGCAACGUUCCCCUACCUGGUACUAACCAUCUUUCUGGUGAGAGCCCUGACCCUUCCUGGAUCAUCUGAAGGUCUAAUCUACCUGUUCACACCUGACUGGGAGAUCCUGAAGAACCCCCAGGUAUGGCUGGAUGCUGCUACUCAGAUCUUCUUCUCUCUGUCAGUGGCCUUUGGUGGACUCAUCUCAUUCUCCAGUUACAACAGCCAGAAGAAUAACUGUGAAAGGGAUGCUGUUUUAGUGGGGGUUAUAAACAGUGCUACAUCUAUCUAUGCCUCCAUCCCCAUCUUUGCCAUCCUGGGAUUCAAGGCCCACACCAACUAUGUCACCUGUCUGAAUGGUAACAUCUUAGCUCUGACCAAUGAGUUUGAUAUUAGCGACAUGAACAUAACGGUUGAAAACUACGAGCAGUGGUUUGACUCUUUAAAUGGGACACAUCCAUCUAGAGUAUCCGAUCUCAACCUGAAGACAUGCGACCUGCAAACCUUCUUGGAUCAGAGUGCGUCUGGUACUGGGUUAGCGUUCAUCGUGUUCACAGAAGCGGUGAUAUCGAUGCCUGGCUCUCAGGUGUGGGCUGUGCUCUUCUUCAUCAUGCUGUUCAGUCUGGGUCUGUCCUCCAUGUUUGGUAAUCUGGAGGGCAUCCUCACGCCCCUUCAUGACCUCAAACUGGUGCCCAAGUGGAUGCCCAAUGAGCUCUUCACAGCAAUAAUCUGUCUGGUAUUGUUCCUGAUGGCUCUGAUAUUCUGUCUGGGAUCAGGGAACUACUGGUUGGAGAUCUUUAACAGUUACGUGGGCUCCGUUCCUUUUCUCAUCAUCGCCUUCUUUGAGAUCAUCGCUGUGGCAUACAUCUACGGAAUAGGACGGUUCAGUGAUGACUUGGAGUUCAUGACAGGACAUAGACCCAACAUCUUCUGGAAGGUUUGCUGGUUGGUCAUCAGCCCUCUGAUGCUGUUCGUGGUGUUGGUGGCGUACGUUGCCGUCCAGGCCCAGACACAUCCCACCUACGCAGCAUGGAAUCCUGACUAUGUGAACUUCCCCGACACAGAGGUUCUGCCGUAUCCAGACUGGGUGUUUGCCAUCUGUGUCCUGCUGUCUUCAGUACCAGUUAUCUCCAUCCCCCUGGUGGCCAUCUACAGACUCAUCUGCUGCAUGUCAGGAAGACACUCUAAAGGCAGUCUCCACAACGAUCCGAAUCCUUAUGCCAACGAAGGCUACGUUGUAGAGAGUUAGACCCUGAAGACACUCUAAAGGCAGUCUCCACAACGAUCCGAAUCCUUAUGCCAACGAAGGCUACGUUGUAGAGAGUUAGACCCUGAAGACACUCUAAAGGCAGUCUCCACAACGAUCCGAAUAUUUAUGCCAACGAAGGCUACGUUGUAGAGAGUUAGACCCUGAAGACACUCUAAAGGCAGUCUCCACAACGAUCCGAAUAUUUAUGCCAACGAAGGCUACGUUGUAGAGAGUUAGACCCUGAAGACACUCUAAAGGCAGUCUCCACAACGAUCCGAAUAUUUAUGCCAACGAAGGCUACGUUGUAGAGAGUUAGACCCUGAAGACACUCUAAAGGCAGUCUCCACAACGAUCCGAAUAUUUAUGCCAACGAAGGCUACGUUGUAGAGAGUUAGACCCUGAAGACACUCUAAAGGCAGUCUCCACAACGAUCCGAAUAUUUAUGCCAACGAAGGCUACGUUGUAGAGAGUUAGACCCUGAAGACACUCUAAAGGCAGUCUCCACAACGAUCCGAAUAUUUAUGCCAACGAAGGCUACGUUGUAGAGAGUUAGACCCUGAAGACACUCUAAAGGCAGUCUCCACAACGAUCCGAAUAUUUAUGUCAACGAAGGCUACGUUGUAGAGAGUUAGACCCUGAAGACACUCUAUUUCGAUCUAUCCUCAUCUGAGCAACACUGUAAAACAACGCUGAGGUGAAAUAAUUGCCUCACAUCAACUGACCUUGACAUUCCUUACACUCAUGAAUCAAAAGGGUGUUUAUUUGUUUUUAUUUCGUAAUAAUGAAGGACGGACGAUCGGUUGCACUCGAAUUAGACAGUGAUUUUUUUUUUAUGUCUCCAGGAGUAGUUUUUUUGUUGUCUUUUGGGUGACACAAAGAAGAUUGAAGAGCUGAGAAUCGGUGAAUGUUUGGGUUUACCAAUUUUGACCAACUAAAAAUGGAUUUGUUGGUCAAAUUAUAGAUUUUUUUGUAUUUGUUUUCUCACACAGAACAUAAAGAUUAGAGCUAAUGUAAACAGCAUAGAUCUUUCAGUGUGAAGAUAGUGUUUAUGUCAUUAUGUUUUCUACUGGAAAUGAAAUUACAUCUGUGAUAUCAAAUGUAUUUCCUUAUUUCUUUCAUAGAACCUACCACUCCUAAACCAUAAACGUUAGAGAUAAUACAGCAAUUAGAUGGAGAAUUAACCUAGGCGUUGAAACCACAGUAUGACAGCAUGAAAAUAUACUUUUAGUUUUACUAAAGCACAAAACAUAAAUAACUUUGUAUUACAUAUUGGUAUUGUGCUAUAUUACUUAUAUAAAUAUAUACUUUAUUUCAGUCACACAUCACUGACACAUAGCCUAGUAGACCGAUCUGUUUGCACUUUAGCUAGCUAACUCCUCUGUCCUGUCCGUUGUCAUGGCACUUUAGCUAGCCAACUCCUCUGUCCUGUCCGUUGUCAUGGCACUUUAGCUAGCUAACUCCUCUGUCCUGUCUGUUGUCAUGGCACUUUAGCUAGCUAACUCCUCUGUCCUGUCUGUUGUCAUGGCACUUUAGCUAGCUAACUCCUCUGUCCUGUCCGUUGUCAUGGCACUUUAGCUAGCUAACUCCUCUGUCCUGUCUGUUGUCAUGGCACUUUAGCUAGCUAACUCCUCUGUCCUGUCCGUUGUCAUGGCACUUUAGCUAGCUAACUCCUCUGUCCUGUCCGUUGUCAUGGCACUUUAGCUGGCUAACUCCUCUGUCCUGUCUGUUGUCAUGGCACUUUAGCUAGCUAACUCCUCUGUCCUGUCUGUUGUCAUGGCACUUUAGCUAGCUAACUCCUCUGUCCUGUCCGUUGUCAUGGCAAAUGCUAGAAAGAACGAAAUAUGACACACUUUGAUGCGAUGAAUCAACAGGACAAAGUCCAAAGAUAGAGAUGGGAGGAGGUUUUUGUCUUGUUGACUUCACAUUCAAUCUUUAUAGAUUUUUUACAUGGCAUGUUAAAGAGAGACUUUUAUGAUCCUUAUCGCUCUACUGUUUUAUAUCAAUUUAAUGAUGUUUUGCUCUCUCUUUCUCUCAUGAUCUUGUGAAAGAGAUGUGUUUUAAUCAGGUUGUUUGUGCCAAGUUAAGGAUCUGCCAAACCUCAGCCCGCAUCAUCACUGUAUCCCUAGUUAGACCUGGGAUGGUCAAAUAAACCAACCACGACCACUCUACGAAUAUAAAUUACACCUGGUACUAUUUCCACUUGCUUUAAAAGUACAUUGGUAUCAAAAAUAAGGUAGAUAUGUCAAUAUAUAAACAGAUGCAACGAGGCUCCUUCCUACCUGUGCUGUUCUUUGCAGAAACCCUAAUACACUGCAGUGGUUAUUGGCCGUGAAGGAGGGGGCUGAGAUUCUCGACUAGGCCCGGAUGGCCUUGAAGUCCUCAGGUGUUUUUGGGUGUGGCAGCCUGUCUGACUCGUGCUAGUCUGAAACCACCCAGCUAGUCUGAAACCACGCUGCUUAUGAGAGCUAGAAUGAACUAUGGGGUUUUUGCUUUCUAAUAACAAAGUCAAGUUUAACCAUUAACCCCAAUUUGUGUGCUAAACGAAUAAUAAACAUUAACUUUGCUCUCACA
Molecule: messenger RNA, 4550 nt
Organism: Salvelinus namaycush (lake trout)
Lineage: Eukaryota; Metazoa; Chordata; Actinopteri; Salmoniformes; Salmonidae
Product: sodium-dependent neutral amino acid transporter B(0)AT1-like
Exons: 13
Coding region: 126-1979 (617 amino acids)
Biological process (GO): sodium ion transmembrane transport
Cellular component (GO): plasma membrane
Source: RefSeq, a predicted model, not a curated record